UGAGUCAGUCGACGGCCGGCAUUCAUCAGGAGCGGUUUUUUUUCCUCGGGUGGGUGGGAUUUUUUAGAGAGGCGUUGCCCGCACACACUGUUCACUCAACGAUUAUAUACCCGCUGCUUGUCGCGCAUUUUUCAUAGAUUGCGCAUUUAAGGUCGCCGCGUACAGCAACAGCAACCCGUCAAGAUAUUCCUACAAAAUAAAAGAUUCCGCCAUGGCCAACUACAUUCACGUACCGGACGAGGCUCCCGCUGUGCCCAAAAUAGAUGUGACAGUUGACGAGAGCGACUACAGAUCCGGUGCACUGAAGCUCAUCAAGGAGCUGAGACCGAGCUGGAAGCCGUCGGAGGUCAAAGUGAAGUUUUUCACAGAUGGGAUUACCAAUAAGCUGCUGGGCUGCUAUGUGGGUGCAGUGAUGCAGGAUGUGGUUUUGGUCCGUAUUUAUGGCAACAAAACUGAACUGUUGGUUGACCGGGAAAAUGAAGUGAAAAGUUUCAGGGUACUACACGCACAUCGCUGCGCUCCACGCCUAUAUUGUACCUUCAACAAUGGCCUGUGUUAUGAAUUUCUUCAAGGCACUGCCCUGGAGCCUGAGCACAUUCGCAGCCAGCCUGUUUUCAGGCUCAUUGCCAUGCAGCUGGCCAAAUACCAUGCCAUCCAUGCCCACAAUGGCUGGGUGCCACAGUCUGAUCUGUGGCUGAAGAUGGGCAAGUACUUUGCUCUCAUCCCAAAGUACUUAAAAGACCCCGAGCAGAACACCAGGUUUAGUAUGGAGGUGCCCAGCCCACAGUGCCUCCGAGAAGAGCUCGUGUGGCUCCAGCAGAGCUUGUCGGUGCUGGGCUCCCCCGUAGUUCUGUGCCACAACGACCUGCUCUGCAAAAACAUCAUCUAUAACCAGGGGGCAGGCAAUGUAAAGUUCAUUGACUACGAGUAUGCUGGGUACAAUUACCAAGCCUACGACAUUGGGAAUCAUUUCAAUGAGUUUGCGGGCUUGAAUGAGGUGGAUUAUAGUCACUACCCAGAUCGGGCCUUUCAGCUGCAGUGGCUCAGCUCCUACCUGGAGGCCUAUAAGGAGCACAAAGGCCAGGGCAGUGAAGUGACUGACGGAGAGGUGGAGGUUCUUUAUGUCCAAGUCAACCGAUUUUCCUUGGCAUCUCACUUCUUCUGGGGUCUCUGGGCUCUGAUUCAGGCCAAGUUCUCCACCAUCGACUUUGACUUCUUGGGAUAUGCAGUCCUGCGCUUCAACCAGUACUUCAAGAUGAAACCGGAGGUGGCUGCACUGAACUUACCGGAAUAAAAGCGUCCACCCCCUCAUCAUCAUCAUCUCUUCCUCCUGCUCUCCCUCCUUUCCAACCUGCUCUGUGCCUCACACGUCGACUGCAGAGCGCCCUCGUGUGGUGCAUGUAGGGAAGAUCCAGACUGAGAGUCUGUCCUGUUCAGUGCCUACAGGAUCUCAUCUACAUGUCCUUAUCUUUUAUAGAUUGAGUAGACCACAUAUUUUAUCCAUCAUCUGCUGUCACAACUUUAACCAAGAGGCAGCCCAAGUCAUUUGUACUGUGGGUGUGUGUGAAGUACUGACCUGCUCUAAUGUGAAGCCCACAUAACUGAAUUUAUUGUGGUCAUUUCAAUUAUUCUGAUAUCAGUUAGGACACAAUCAUUAUGAGUGUGUAUUGUAUUUGAAAGCAGCUUGUCUUAUAGUUUAAAUCACUAUAAAUACAAAGUAGGAGGAACGUUACCUCCUUCACAACCAAUACAUAGUAACCACCUCCAUGACAGAGAGGUGGCCCAAACACUAAUCUGAUUGCCUGGAAACACCUUCCUCAUAUGCACAUUCAUGGGGAAAAACCCUUUAGCGCCAGCCCAGCUACCGACCAAAUUCCCAACAACACAAAAGCAAUACAGAGCCUGCUUUGUUUGCUGAAGAGCCAAGAUGAAAAAACAAAGCAAAAAAAAAAAAUCAUGAAAUGCCAACAUGAGAAGGCAUUAUGUGUCCCAUGUGAUAUGACAACAUGUGGUCUGCCAUGUGACUCCUGUUCUCGCCCUUAUUUCCCUCCCCACACACGUGCAUGGGUGGUGUCAGCAUAGCCAUUUAGUCAUUGUUGCUGUGUAGUUUGGUGAGGGCUUGCGUGUUUUGGCUUUUUGGUAUGAAGGUAGAAACAUCGAGUUGCAGAGAGCAUCUUGCGUUUACAUCUAACUUCUCCCUUGAGCUAAAUCGUUGAGCACUGAGCAGUCUUUUGACUUGAAGGAGAUUUUCACUGUAAUGUACAUUUCAUGUUUGUUUUGUUUAAAUCUUAACUGGGGACAAACUUGCAUCUCACUGUAUUUGGAACAUUCCAUGUUCAUAGUGGUAGACAGAAAACUUGGUUGUAGUUAACAUGGUAAAUCAGCAGCGUAGGGGACUGUGAGACACGCUGUACACAACGAGACCAAACCAUUAUAUUGUCUGCUCCAUGUCAGGGAAAGUUUGGGAAUAAUCUUUAAUGUUACAAAACACUGCUGUUCAGUCCUAAUGAACUAAAGACUGACCAUUGUAUACACUUGUAGGCCAGUGUGGUAUGGUCUUGCUUGGUGUCAGAUUUCUGAGCCUCUGUUGGCAUUCAUCAUUUUAAAUGCCCAAUUGUUGAAUUGAAGGUCUGCAGAAGAGUGGAAUUUUGGCAAAAACGAAAGUGGAGUUGGCUAAGUUAGACAAAUCUGUAUUAAGUUGGAAAACAUGUAAAGAAAGUCAGCUGUUAGUGGGACCUAAAGGACCUGAGGGACACCAUCUUCUGGACGAAAAGAAAAACAAUGGCUGCUGUCAGUAACUUGUUCUUGAUACUCACCAUUGACCUUCAUGUAAAAUGUUUUUAAAAUGAGCUCCAGGGGGCCCUUUUUUAAAGACUGCAACAAGUUCAUCUCUUGGUUACUUUAACAAGCCUACACCAAAGUGCUGACAUUUAUUUUUUGCUUGUACAUAAUGCACACUAUAAUUUUCCAUGUAGCACAAAGAGAACUCGAAUGACAAUUAUGUACUUUUUAUACUUAUUUAAAUGGAAAUGGUUACGGUGAGGUCUUUGAGAGUGUGUGGAUGUUUUCGGAUGCAGCAACAGAUGACUCUUGGGCAAAUGUAGCGUAUUAAAGACAAAAAAAAAAAAAGAAAGAAGUACAUUUCCACAAGCAUUUGAUUUGUUAGGCUCCACAGCAAUGUAAACAUAAAUGUCACAUGUAACAGUUUGCAAAUGACAUGUUUGUCCAGGUGGUCUCUGUUGUAGCCAGUUUGCAAAGCUCCGUGAAGAGACCAUUAUUGACGAGACUGAAUUGUGCCCUCAUGAGAACACUCCUGCACAGCAGUAGCUAAAGGGGGCACAUUGAAGUGUUUGUAUGUCUGUGAAAUCUUAUUUUCUACUCAUACUUUUAAAGUUUGAAGGUUCAAGUCUGUUUUUUUCACAUUUGUCUUUAAUUCAGUGUUUUUCAUGGUGUUAAAAUGAGAUGAAAGAAUUAAGAUAUAGUUUGAGUUGGGCUUAAUAUUAAUUUUUAUGUAUUUCGGCUUUUAACCUAUGUGAAAAUCUUCCAUGAAAGUAUAUUUGAUGGUAAACGGUUUAGAUUAAGCUAAGUUUGUUUUCUGUAGGGUGUCUGGAUAGUACACUGUCAGAACACGUUUACAUAUAACACAUAAAUGAAUGCAAUUUGUCAAAUUCUGAUGCCACGUAGAGUUUUCAAAAUAGUAAAAACUAUAGUUCUGAAAUAUUUACUAGGCUUUAAUUUCCCAUCUUCUGCAACAAAUUAAUGGAUUUUCACAGUAUAUCAUACAUGGGUCAUGAUGGUACUGCGAAUAAUAUAUGAACCUCUACACAAGUAUGUGUUUCGAAUUUAACAUUGUAAAAAGACUGUCCUUAAAUCUUUCUGGCCACUUUACCAUAUGUUUAUAUGUACAGUAAACAAAUGUGAUAUCUUUGCGUGUUCUCAAACGUGAAUGAAUGUACAUAGAGGGAGUUCCUUUAUUUUUUUGUUUUCUAAAAGUUUCAUUAAAGUGAAUAGUUGCCUGGGGUAAGAGGUGAAAUAAUAAUACAAAUUUCAAUACUGUAAGCAAAAAAAAUAAAGUCUAUUUACCCUUA
Larimichthys crocea (large yellow croaker) is the source of this 4088-nucleotide messenger RNA. RefSeq names its product ethanolamine kinase 1 (gene etnk1). Gene Ontology annotation, molecular function: ethanolamine kinase activity. The transcript has 8 exons. The record is from RefSeq and is a predicted model, not a curated record. Lineage: Eukaryota; Metazoa; Chordata; Actinopteri; Sciaenidae. Gene Ontology annotation, biological process: phosphatidylethanolamine biosynthetic process. Gene Ontology annotation, cellular component: cytoplasm. Bases 212 to 1294 code for a protein of 360 amino acids.